Antechinus flavipes (yellow-footed antechinus) is the source of this 5614-nucleotide messenger RNA. RefSeq names its product neuraminidase 1 (gene NEU1). Gene Ontology annotation, molecular function: exo-alpha-sialidase activity. The coding region runs from base 170 to 1396 and encodes 408 amino acids. Gene Ontology annotation, biological process: oligosaccharide catabolic process; ganglioside catabolic process. NCBI's taxonomy places the organism in Eukaryota, Metazoa, Chordata, Mammalia, Dasyuromorphia, Dasyuridae. Gene Ontology annotation, cellular component: cytoplasm; membrane; lysosome. The transcript has 6 exons. The record is from RefSeq and is a predicted model, not a curated record.
AAUCAGAGGCGCCGCGGGGUCGCCCGUCACAGGGGAAGGGAAGCGGCUGUGUAUGCGCCUAAGCGGGCGGGUUUUUUUUUUUAAAGGGCUCGGGCUCGGGCUCGGCUUCUAGUUCUCUGAGCUCUGCUCUCCUCCGUUGCUCUCGGUGUCUGCCCACAGAGUAGAUACCAUGCGAGAGAAGGGACAAGCGUCCUGGAAGACUCGGACGCCGGGGUCGUGCCGAGUCCGCGGGCUCUGGGUUCCCCUGGUGAGUCUUCUGCUGCUGCCGCAGCUGAUAAAGUCGCUGGUGCCCGAUGACUUCGACCUGGUACAUCCAUUGGUGACUCUAGAGCAGCUCCUUUGGGUGAGUGGCAAACAAAUUGGGAGUGUAGAUACUUUCAGAAUACCGUUGAUCUCAGCCACUCCUCGAGGGACCCUUCUUGCCUUUGCAGAGGCCCGGAAGACAUCAUCCUCAGAUAAAGGCGCUAAAUUCAUUGCCAUGCGGAGGUCCACAGAUGGAGGUGCCACAUGGUCUCCCACAUCAUUUAUAGUGGAUGAUGGGGAUGUUGCUGAUGGACUGAACCUGGGGGCCAUAGUUGGGGAUGUUGAAACGGGCACAAUGUUCCUUUUUUAUUCUCUGUGUGCACAUUAUGAUGGGUGUUCUGUGGCUUCAACCAUGAUGGUGUGGAGCAAGGAUGAUGGCAUCACUUGGAGCCCACCCAGAAACCUCUCCUUGGAUAUUGGAACUGAAAUGUUUGCUCCAGGACCAGGCUCUGGCAUUCAGAAGCGGCAUGAGCCAUAUAAGGGUCGGCUCAUUGUCUGUGGCCAUGGAACUCUGGAACGUGAUGGGGUCUCCUGCCUUAUUAGUGAUGACAGAGGAGCAUCCUGGCGCUAUGGCGGUAGUAUCAGUGGGAUUCCUUUUGGGGAACUCAAGAAGCCAAAUGACUUCAGUCCUGAUGAGUGCCAGCCCUACGAACUCCCUGAUGGUACCAUCGUAAUUAAUACCCGAAAUCAGAAUAACUAUCACUGUCACUGCCGAAUCAUUCUCCGAAGCUAUGAUGCGUGUGAAACCCUUAAGCUCCAAGAUGUGACCUUUGACAAAGAGCUCAUCGACCCUGCUGUAGCUGCAGGUGCUGUGACCACCAGCUCUGGUCUGGUCUUCUUCUCGAAUCCAGCUCAUCCAGAAUAUCGGGUAAAUCUGACUAUACGCUGGAGUUUCAGCAAUGGUACUUCAUGGUGGAAAGACACGAUUCAGCUGUGGCCAGGUCCCAGUGGUUACUCAUCCUUGACAGUUCUGGAGGGAGCUCAGAUUUGGGGGGAUGGGACCCCCCAGAUCUACGUCCUAUAUGAAAAGGGUCGGAAUGAUUACUUCGAGAGUAUCUCUUUAGCCAAGAUCAGUGUCUAUGGCACCCUCUGAACCUUACCUCACAGCAAGGAUAAGAAGAUAUGAGAGGUGCCAGGAGCACUUCAGACUUUUCAUUUUAAGACUGAUAACCUAUCGCUGGAGAUUUUAAUGGAUCUUUCCCAAGAAGUCAUGACUUUUGGACUGUUCAUCUUUGAUACAUCCUUUAAGACUUUUUGUCUUAUCUCCUCUGACAAACACUAGGCCUCCUUUCCCUCUGAGCCUUUUCUUUCUUCCUUUUGAUGCCUUUGUUUAGGAGAUGGAGUCUACUUCUCUGUUUCUUCCUCUAGAGCCUAAUAAUCUCUCUCAGACUGCUCUUGCUCCUAACUACUCAUUCCCCAUCCCCACCUCCAUUCCUCUUCAUGAUGAGGGAUAAAUUUGCACAACCCUGAACUCAGGGACUUCUGAUUGAAAAGGGUGCUUGAACUGAGAGUAGAAAUACAGUGGAGAAUGAUAAGAAAUUUUGGAUGGGGAAAGGACAUCUUGGACUGUUUAUAAAUCAUUAAGUUAACUGUUAAAUUAGUAGUUUUAAUGAAGGAAAAUAAGAAUUUGCCAAUGCUUAUUUAUUAAAGCUGUGGUCUCAAUCUUUAUAUGUCUUUGGGUUUCCUAAAUACAACCACAAAACAGACAACCAUUCUUUGAUCAUUUCAUUGGGGUCUCUUGUCAAUUCACUGUCCUAAUUCAAGGGAAGAAUCUCUUCUGAGCUGAAGAAAGAAAGGAGCAUGACAUUGUUUCAGAAUUGAUAGUUUUUCUUUAAAUUAAGAUAAUUUUUAAAUGCUAUCUUAAUGUUUCUAAAAGAGGAAACUGGCUUUGUCUGUUUUCAUACAGGGUAUUGAUGAUUUGCAAUUCUUGGAGAACUGUUUGUUCUUAUCCUUUGAUCAAUAAUUUAGCCUUUGCCUAUCUAGCUUUUUGUUUUCUAUAUUUGUGUUUUCUCUUUAUCUUUGAUAUCAGAGAUAUUUAACGCAAAAAUUUUUCCCCUAAAGGCUUUCUUCUUAACCUAGUUAAUAUGAUUUUUCUUUGCAUGUUAAAGAUUUUUAAUUGCUUACAAUCACAAUUAUCUUUUGUGAUUGCUUUGUUUGGUAAAGAACUUUCCCUUAGCCAUAGCUGUGAAUGGUAUUUGCUCCCUUUCUCUUCUUAGAUUUGUUGUUGUUCUUCUUGUUUUUAAUGGUACGACCUUUACUAUUUGGGUUAUGUAUCCAUUUUGACGCUAUUGUGGCAUAUAUGAUGUAAAGAUGUUAAUCUAAGUCUAACUUCUGCCACCUAGUUUUCCAAUUUUCUUAGACUCUUUGUCAGAUCUUAAGUUCUUCCUCAAUGAAUUUAUUUUUUCAACAUUGAGGGUUUCUGAGUUCUAUUAUUUCUGAUUCUUCCUUAUCUGGUAUCUUUCACUCAUCUAUUUUUCUUUUUCUUUCUUUUUUUUUUUUAGCUGAAUACCAAAUAGUUUUGAUGAUUAUUGCAGAAGUUUUCACUGAAAUUUACUUAUCUGCAACUUCUACCUAUAGCUUCUUAACCCUUUGGGGUCAAACAGAAUAAAUCUAAUAGCUCAUCCACAUGACAGCUCUUCAGAGACUGGAAAAUAGCUACCAUAUCAGAAGGAGUUUCCCCAGUCCAUUCAACAGAUCUUUAUUUAAUAUCUAGUCCUCUUGACCAUCCUGAUCAUCUUCUUCUGAACAAACUCCAUUUUAUUAGUGCCUCCCCCCCAAAAAAAAGUAUCCCCUAAAUGGGACAUAAUAAUUCAGAUGUGGUCCCCAAGGCAGAGGAGUACAGUGAAACUACCAGUUUUCUCAAGCAAUCUAUCAUGUCCAUCUAAACUAUGAACAAAUUAUUGGGGGGGGGGGCUUAAUAGCAUUUAUAGAGCACUUUAAAGUUUGCAAAACAUUUUAUAUAUGUUUGUCAUUGGUUCCUCACAAGAACUCUGUUACUCUUAUCCCCUUUAUACAAAUGAGGAAACUGAGGCACAGAGAGGUUAAGUAGUUUGCCCCAUCACAACUGAGAAGUAUGAGGUAGGAUUCAAAUACAGGUCUUUCCAAUUCCAAUGAAUAGAAAUUUAUACUACUUGGUUGCUUUUUUAUUAGUCAUGACACAAUUUUGACAUAGUAAGCUCACAGUUCAUAAAAGCCAUCUAAUAUUUUUUCAGGAUUAGUUUGACCCAAGUGAAAGACUUUAUCCUUCUUAAAUUUAAUCUUAUUAGAUUUCAUCCUAUUGAGAUCAUUGUUUGGGAUCUCAAUUUUAUUGUUUAUCAUAUUAGCCAUUUCUCCUGGUUUUGUUUAAACCACAAAUAACCAAAGGCAUAUUUAAGUUGGCCUUUGCUCAAGUUGUUAAAACAAUCAGGUCAGUAGCAAAGUCUUAUGUCAUUUUACAAAAGAAUUGCUUCAAAACUGAUAUCUUGUCAUUCAACCAACUCAAAUCCAUAUGAAGCCACAUUUCUCCAUCUUGUCCAUGAAAAUAUAGGAAAAAAAUUCUUUUUUAAUUCUUUGCUGAAAUUCAGGUAUAGCUUGCAAAAGUAUAGUCAGGAAACCUGACUUUGAAUAGCUUUAAUGCUAGUGCCUUCCUUCUGUUGAUUAUCUCUAAUUUAUGCUAUAUACAUACAUAUAUGUAUUUGUAUGUAUAUAUACACAUGUAUGUAUAUUUGUCUUUGUUUCUUCAUAAAUGUUACUUGUUGUAACCCCUAUAAUACUAGGAGCCAAAAGAAAUUUUUGGCUUUCUUUGUCUUCCCAGUACUUGGCACUUUGUCUAGCACAUAGUAGGUGAAAGACCUAUGAGAGAAAAUGCUAUCCACCUCCAGAGGAAAAAAAAAAAACUGAUAAAUAGAAGUAUACAUAGUAAUGGCUUUAUAUAGAUUUACAAAUCUGUGUCAAGUGUAGUCUUUUCUAAUGUAGAGGAAGGAGGGAGGGAAGAAAACAGUAAAAAUUAUAUUUAAAGUUAUAGAGGUGAAAUCAACAGGUCUUGGUUAUUGCUACAGAUCAGAUAUAAGAAGUAAGAGAGAAUGAAGAAUCCAAAAUGAUUCUGAACCUGAAGAACUGGGAGGAUUAUAGAGAAAGUGGAGGAAGAUGACGUUCACAGGGAUAGAUGAGUUCUGUUUUGGACACGGUGAGUUUAAGAUAUCUACUGAACAUCCAGUUUAAGAUAUUUGAAAGGCAAUUGGAAAUAGGAGAUGAAGUCUGAGACAGGUUAAUGCUAGAGAAUCAUCAGCAUAUUAAUUAAAUCCAUAGAAGUUUGUGAGACAUAUAUUAUAUCUAGGAUAUAUGUAACCUAUUUAACAUGUAAAGCACUGCUUGCCAUCUGGGGGAGGGGAAAAAUCGGAACAGAAGUGAGUGCAAGGGAUAAUGCUGUAAAAAAUUACCCAGGCAUGGGUUCUGUCAAUAAAAAGUUAUUUAAAAAAAAAAAAAGGUUUGUGAGAUCACCAAGUAAAGCAGAGAAGAGGAAAAUCCCAAAUAGAAACCUCACUCAAGCAUUUGCUCACAAGCAAAUAAACCAACAUAAAGGUUCAUAAAGACAAUCAAGAAUAAGUAAAGAUUCAAAGAGAAGUCAAAAUACUAUAAAUAAGUAUUAUGCCAAGGAUGAAAAUGAACCAGGAUUCCUUGAUCAAAAAGAGAAUUUUGCCCAUAAAAAACAUUAACGAGCAACUACAAAAUGGUAAGAAUUAAAUCUGAUAAUAUCUCUAAACACAGAAUAGGGGGAAAAAGUCAAAUACAAAACCUAAAUGACAUGAUGGACACAUUCUCCAAGAAAUAGAGACUUUGAAAGAGAAAAGAACAAAUGUGAAAUUUUUAUUCAGAAGUGGAAGAAAAUUUGCCAGGAGAAAAGAAAAAGGCAGUAACAUUAAAAGAACAGAUUACAAGAGCUAUUCCUGAGUUAUGGGACCCUGUUGAGAGGGAGUAUCAAGGCCACCUCGACCUUUGGUGCACAAUAAGUUAUCUGCCAUGUUGCAGAAACGCCUUUGUAGAGCAAGGAGCAAUAAUUUGUGAUCAUGGGAACAGGUGUCCAAGGGUCACAGUUAGUUGCUCAUGAUCAGAGAUGCCUUGACAGGGCCUCUUGCCUGUGAGCAAGCUGCUAAAUUGCUGGAUUGGCUCUCCUCCCAUUGGCAGAUACCUGAAGCAUACAUACACGAAGCCCAUGAGUUGCUUCUCUGAAUGGUGAUUGGGGAUUGUCUACUGUUCACACAUUUAUCACCCUUGCAAAAAUGUAUAUCAACAAGGCUGUAUGGCAUAAUAAACUGGAGUUCUUUUCACACUC